AUGGCCUCCGGACCUCUAACAUUUGUGACGAUGGUGGUCUUCUCGCCCGAGAAAUUCCAGGGGAACCCGCUCGCGCUGGUUUCCGUGCACGGCAAUGCUCUCUCGCAGAAGCGAAAAGCCCAGUUCGCGCGAGAGUUCAAGUUCUCCGAGACAGUAUUCCUGCACGACGCGCCGGGACCCGGGCAGCCGAGAUUGCUCGAGAUCUUCACCGAGACGGGAGAAGAGCUACCCUUUGCGGGACAUCCGAUCAUUGGCACCGCAUAUUACAUCUUCAACUAUCUCGAGAAGAUAAACUACGACGUUGCGACGCGCGACAGCCAGAAGCAAACCACCACGUUGCUCACAAAAGCAGGGCGCAUCCCCAUCUUCUUCAACCCUUACCGCCAGGUCGCCGCGUGCGUCGUGCCCACCAAUUAUCAUGUCCACUCGAAGAAGGUGGACAUUGAGAAGAUCAUCAGCACGCAGCCUCACGUUCAGAUUGUGCCGACGAUCGACAAGGAACGGGGUCGUAGCUUCCCGCUCGUCAGCAUUGUGAAGGGCAUGACCUUUGUGCUUGUCGAUUUGACGGACAACCCGGAGAUCUUUGCCGCGUUGCAAGCAGGGAAAUCACCGGAAGUGGAACUUGACGACGAAUGGGCUCCGAGUUUUGUCGGAUGCAUGUAUUAUAAGGUACUCGCGAAAAGCGAGGUCCCUGGCGAGCCUGCGAUCCAUAAUAUUCAAGCGAGGAUGAUCAGUCAUGGGAUCGAGGAUCCGGGGACUGGCAGUGCCUGCUCGGCAUUGAGUUGCUACCUGGCUUUGCAUAGCCAGAGUCAGGAGGCUGCGUCUGAGCAAAAGACAAAUCCUCCUGAGGCGUCGCCACAGCCAGCCGCAUCGACCGAGGAAGGGAAGCCUACUGCUAAUGCAGACCUGGUCAAAAAGACCGAAGGCCUAAAAGUAGGAGAUACGAAGAUUGAGAGGAAAGUGUUCGGUAUUCAGCAAGGUGCCGAGAUGGGCAGGCUUUGUACCAUCGCUGUCGAGGUCGAUGUCAAGACCGAAGCGGACGGGAAGAAGAGCAUUGCAAGUGUCAUUCUGUCGGGCAGGGCGAAUUUGAUGCUCAAAGGAGAUGUCAUCGGGUUCUGA
This is a messenger RNA of Cladophialophora carrionii CBS 160.54, 1119 nucleotides long. RefSeq lists its product as uncharacterized. Gene Ontology annotation, cellular component: cytoplasm. The transcript is spliced from 4 exons. Lineage: Eukaryota; Fungi; Ascomycota; Eurotiomycetes; Chaetothyriales; Herpotrichiellaceae. Gene Ontology annotation, molecular function: isomerase activity. The record is from RefSeq and is a predicted model, not a curated record. Bases 1 to 1119 code for a protein of 372 amino acids. Gene Ontology annotation, biological process: biosynthetic process.